CACAUUCGAGAGACAGAAAAGUUUGUCUUGCUAUAAAAUUCACUUCAGUAGACAUAUUUGUAUUCUAUAUAUUUGAUUAAAAUGAGCAUAUCCGGGGCAGACAAUAAUGUGUUUGUGUACCAGUAUCCCCUGCUACCGCCGCCCCUCAUCAAGUACAAUUUAAUCUACCAUCUGGCCUGCACACGAUCCCAGGAUGUGAGCUUGCCACAGGUGGUGGAGGUGGACCCUCUCAAGAAAGCGAGUCAGCCUAGCGUGCCGGAUCGCGGGAAGAAACCUGCGAGCCGCCUGACUUACCACACUCCCUACUCCGCCAGCUCCACUGAAUCGGAAGUAGAACCAGAGCUGGAGGAGCAGAAGUACCGUUGGAACUCGCCACGCCUGAUGAUCCUCUGCGAGGAUGGAGACAUCAACUGUGCGCUCUACUACCUCUUAGAGUCACUACACGAUCCCUUUGCCGCCAACUCGGUAGCCGUUCUCUUCUUGCAGGAAUCAUUACUAAGUGAGUUCAUUGACCGACUGGAGGACCGGCUUGAGCCCCUUAACGAGCAGAUCACCAGCCAUCCGGCUUUCAUUCACACACUAGAGCGACUGAAGGAGCUACAGCCCAAGGUGAUAAUGGGAAAUCCCCGGUCGGUCCCCGCAGAUGCCAGUCCCAGGUUCGUCUUCGACCUGAACCAACGAUUCCUGGGCGAGGGACCCACCGGAGUGAUCACCCUGCACACUUUUCGGACGAUGAAAGAGGCCAUCGAGUUGCAGGCAAAGGAGCAGGUGCCCUUCACAUCGGUGAGCAUCUGGAACGAGAAGCUGGGAGCUGCCUAUGAGCUGGUGGCAAGGCUGAAGCCCCAGAUAUUUUUGCUGAACUGCUUUUACGUGAACCUGGAUCCGAUUGGGCUCCCCUUUGCCUGUCGCGUUAGCACCUCCAAGAUCUCGGAUGGCUACCACUACGAGUCCUUGACCUUCAAGGAGAAAUGGAAGGUGGUCGUCCACCCUAUUGGAACUAUCUGGGGAAAAAUAGCUUGGGACGCGGAACGCAACUUCUGACCUGGCCCCCAACUAUAUUAGCAAUUCAAAGC
Drosophila bipectinata is the source of this 1073-nucleotide messenger RNA. RefSeq lists its product as uncharacterized. The record is from RefSeq and is a predicted model, not a curated record. Gene Ontology annotation, molecular function: oxidoreductase activity. NCBI's taxonomy places the organism in Eukaryota, Metazoa, Arthropoda, Insecta, Diptera, Drosophilidae.